AUGUUACCACCGAAUAUUGCAAAAAAGAAAAAGAUUCAAAGCACCAGCACUGUAAAACAAUCAACUACAAGUUAUGGAAAGCAGAAGAAAUCUGCAACAUUAGGGACAUAUUUCAUGCCGAGAACAACUCCUGGUGCUCAAAAGUCUCUUCAGAAUUGUUGGCAAAGGAAAGAAGCAGUUGAACGAUGUGAUCUUGCUUUAGCGAAGUGGAUGUUUGAUGCAUGUGUGCCAUUUAAUGCUGUUAACUCUGUGUAUUAUCAGCAUGCCAUAGAUGCUGUAACAGCCAUGGGUCCUGGUUAUAAAGGACCAAACUUGCAUGCUAUCCGUGGUUAUUACUUGGCAAAAGCGGUUGAUGAAGUGAAGAUUUAUGUUGAGAGUUAUCGAGAGAUUUGGAAGAAGACUGGUUGCACAUUAAUGGCUGAUGGAUGGACUGAUCAGAAGAGGAGGACUUUAAUUAACUUCUUAGUAUAUUGUCCUAAAGGAAUAGUUUUUUUGAAAACCGUAGAUGUAUCAGAUGUCUCAAAGACUGCUAGAUUGUUGUAUCAGUUGUUUAGAGAGGUUGUUUUAUAUGUUGGGGUAGAAAACAUUGUGCAUAUGGUGACUGAUAAUGCUACAAAUUAUGUUGCUGCUGGCAGGUUAUUGAUGGAAGAAUUUCCUUCAAUAUUGUGGUCCCUUUGUGCUGCUCAUUGCAUCAACCUCAUACUCCAGGACAUUGGUAAAUUGCAAUCAGUUUGUUGUGUUGUUGAGCAUGCUUCUGGUAUCACAAAGUACAUUUAUAAUCAUUGUUAUCCAUUGUAUUUGAUGAGGAAGUUCAUUGGAGGAAAAGAAAUACUUCGUCCAGCUCCUACUCGUUUUGCCACCAAUUUCAUUGCAUUGCAAAGCAUUUUAGCUCAUAAAGAUUAG
Messenger RNA from Populus trichocarpa (black cottonwood), 903 nucleotides. RefSeq lists its product as uncharacterized. The coding region runs from base 1 to 903 and encodes 300 amino acids. The record is from RefSeq and is a predicted model, not a curated record. NCBI's taxonomy places the organism in Eukaryota, Viridiplantae, Streptophyta, Magnoliopsida, Malpighiales, Salicaceae. The transcript has a single exon.